Molecule: messenger RNA, 714 nt
Organism: Hermetia illucens (black soldier fly)
Lineage: Eukaryota; Metazoa; Arthropoda; Insecta; Diptera; Stratiomyidae
Exons: 5
Coding region: 56-580 (174 amino acids)
Source: RefSeq, a predicted model, not a curated record
AUACAUUUUGGAAAUUUCCAGAGUCAGUGUCAACUUAUCCGCCAAUAGAGUGAAUAUGCCAUUGUUAACUACCUAUUUCCGUGGCUGUUUAUUCCUAUUUCUGGUUGCAGUGUUUGCCGAGGAUCACUGUUCUAAACCUCCACCAAAAUUUGCACCCAGAGAAUGUUGUGAGCCCGUGAAAUGGAGUGAAUCGAAUGUUGAGGACAAGUGUGCAGGAGCCCCUAGUGCUGUAUGUUUCACAGAGUGCAUUUUUAAUUCGACGGACAUUAUUCAAAAUGACGGUCCGAAUGCAACGAAUAUCAGGACUUUUUUUGAGAUUGAGUUGAAAGCUGAUCCUGAUUACAUUCCGAUUGCAAUAAACAAUUUCGAAAUGUGUUACUCCUUAGUUAAACGAAGAAUGGAAGAUAAAGAUCACCAAAUUGAUGGUUGCGAUACAUUCCCAGCUUUAAUUAUGGAAUGUACAAUUGCGCAAAUGUUUGUUGAUUGUCCAAGUGAAAAGUGGAAAUCCAGUGAAGCUUGUGAGUUGGCAAGAAAAUACUAUAAGAGAUGCCCCGAUCGACAUUUUACAACUAAUGCUUGAGACGUAUAAUGAAAUGAAUAAGUAAGAAAAAUGGUUUGUUGAAACUAUUGAUUAGCUGUUGAUAUUAAAAAUCAAUCUUAAAAGAAAUUCCAUAUUUAACGCGUAAUAUUCAAUAAAGCGACUCAAUCAGAAAA